Messenger RNA from Toxotes jaculatrix (banded archerfish), 5285 nucleotides. It is a transcript of the gene asap2a, whose product is annotated as ArfGAP with SH3 domain, ankyrin repeat and PH domain 2a. The coding region runs from base 447 to 3386 and encodes 979 amino acids. Gene Ontology annotation, cellular component: cytoplasm. Lineage: Eukaryota; Metazoa; Chordata; Actinopteri; Toxotidae. The record is from RefSeq and is a predicted model, not a curated record. Gene Ontology annotation, molecular function: GTPase activator activity; protein binding. The transcript has 28 exons. Gene Ontology annotation, biological process: positive regulation of GTPase activity.
GGAGGAAGAAGUUGCUUCAUCCUCUGCUCCGUCGGAGGUUAGGGAAAACUGAGGAACCGAGGCUAGAGGAAGCUUCACUUUCUUCUGUGAUCAGAGGACGAUCUGUGCAACUGAAUGGAAAGGGAGUAGUGGGCAUAAAGGCAGGAGGGAUAUAACCUAUCCAUCACCUUGAAAGCGUAGCGCGGCAGCGCUGCAACUCCUCGAGCCGGCGCACAACACCGGACUGUGCCGGGAGCAAACAAGGGAAUGACAUAAAUAUACCCAGAGAUGGUUUACUACCCGCGGGGACCUUCAGAGACACUACAACUACUGCUGCUACUGCUGUGAACUUUUCUGUCCUAAAACUAAGACGAGUGGGAGAGGAUUAAGAAAAGUGGUUCUUCUUCUUCUUCUUCUUCUUCUUCUUCUUCUUCUUCUUCUUCUUCUUAUCAGAUAAGGGAUUAAUUAUGCCGGACCAAAUCACAGUUUCGGAGUUUGUGGCAGAGACGAAUGAAGACUAUAAAUCGCCGACUGCCUCUAACUUCACCACCAGGAUGUCCCACUGCAGGAAUACAGUGGCUGCUCUGGAAGAGGCUCUGGACGUGGACCGCAGUGUCCUGUACAAGAUGAAGAAGUCAGUGAAGGCCAUCUACACGUCUGGUCUGGCCCACGUGGAGAAUGAGGAGCAGUACACUCAGGCCCUGGAAAAGUUUGGAGAAAACUGCGUGUACAGAGAUGAUCCUGAUCUGGGUUCAGCCUUCCUCAAGUUCUCUGUCUUCACCAAGGAACUCACUGCACUUUUCAAAAACCUGUUCCAAAACAUGAACAACAUCAUCACCUUUCCUCUGGACAGCCUGCUGAAAGGAGACCUGAAGGGAGUCAAAGGGGAUCUAAAAAAACCUUUUGACAAAGCCUGGAAGGACUACGAAACAAAAGUCACCAAGAUAGAGAAGGAGAAGAAGGAGCACGCGAGGCAGCAUGGGAUGAUCAGGACGGAAAUUAGCGGGGCGGAAAUUGCUGAAGAGAUGGAGAAGGAGAGGAGAUUCUUCCAGCUGCAGAUGUGUGAGUAUCUUCUCAAAGUCAAUGAGAUCAAAAUCAAGAAGGGGGUGGACCUGCUGCAGAAUCUCAUCAAGUACUUCCACGCACAGUGCAAUUUCUUUCAGGAUGGCCUGAAAGCUGUGGACAACCUGAAGCCUUCCAUAGAGAAACUGGCCACAGAUCUGCACACAAUAAAGCAGGUGCAGGACGAGGAGAGGAAGCAGCUGACUCAGCUACGAGACGUCCUCAAGUCGGCGCUACAGGUGGAGCAGAAAGAGGAUUCACAGGUGCGGCAGAGCACCACCUACAGCCUGCACCAGCCACAGGGCAACAAGGAGCACGGCACAGAGCGCAGUGGAUACCUCUACAAGAAAAGUGAUGGGUUGAGGAAGGUUUGGCAGAAGAGAAAGUGCACAGCGAAGAACGGAUAUCUCACCAUCUCACACGGCACAGCUAACCGGCCACCAGCUAAACUCAACCUGCUCACCUGCCAGGUGAAACACAAUCCAGAGGAGAAGAGGAGCUUUGACCUCAUAUCACACGACAGAACGUAUCACUUUCAGGCCGAGGACGACCAGGACUGUCAGAUCUGGAUCUCGGUGCUGCAGAACAGUAAGGAGGAGGCUUUGAAUCAGGCCUUCAAAGGGGACCAGCAUGUUGGCGAGAACAACAUUGUGCAGGAGCUGACCAAGGCAAUCCUCGGAGAAGUCAAGAGGAUGACGGGCAAUGACGUGUGCUGCGACUGUGGAGCGCCCAACCCGACGUGGCUGUCCACCAACCUGGGCAUCCUCACCUGUAUUGAAUGUUCAGGGAUCCACAGGGAGCUGGGAGUCCACUAUUCCAGGAUCCAGUCGCUCACUCUGGAUGUACUCAGCACCUCAGAGCUCUUGCUGGCCAAGAAUGUGGGGAAUGCAGGCUUUAAUGAAAUCAUGGAGGCUUGUUUAAGUGCUGAAAAUGUGGUGAAACCGAACCCAGCCAGUGACAUGCAGGCGAGGAAAGACUUCAUCACAGCCAAAUACACAGAGAAGCGUUUCGCCAGGAAGAAGUGUCCUGAUUCAACGUCGCGGCUCCACACGCUGUGCGACGCGGUCAAGGCUCGAGACAUCUUUUCCCUCAUCCAGGUCUACGCCGAGGGAGUGGACCUCAUGGAGCCCAUACCUCUGGCCAACGGACACGAACAAGGGGAGACAGCCCUUCAUCUCGCAGUCAGACUGGUGGAUAGAACAUCCCUUCACAUCGUCGACUUCCUCACUCAGAACAGUUUGAAUUUAGAUAAGCAGACAGCCAAAGGCAGCACAGCGCUGCACUACUGCUGUCUGACCGACAACAGCGAGUGUCUGAAACUGCUGCUGCGGGGGAAGGCCUCCAUAGAAAUCGCUAAUGAGGCUGGGGAGACACCGCUGGAUAUCGCUCGCAGGCUCAAACACCUACAGUGUGAAGAACUGUUGAACCAAGCACUUGCCGGAAAGUUCAACGCCCAUGUCCACGUUGAGUAUGAAUGGUGUCUGCAACAUGAAGACUUAGAUGAGAGCGACGAAGAUCUGGAUGAGAAGCCCAGCCCCCAUCGCAGAGACGAGCGCCCGGUCAGCUGCUACACCCCGAGCAGUAACUCCAACCUGGGGCCCGGAGGCCGCGAUGCUGUCAGCCUCACCAAGGACAAACAACGCGCCUACAUGCCCAACCUGGUCAACAACGAGACCUAUGGCACCAUCCUCAACACCAACCCUCCUCAGCCCGCCACCACCUCCGCUCCACCCCUGCCCCCAAGGAAUCUGGUCCAGUUAUCCGGUCUGGGAGGGCUCAGUCAGUCCUCUGCGUCCAGCAGCUGGAAGCCCGGUUCUUUAGACCUAAUGGGGCGACAGAGGUCGUCCUCAGAUCCUCCCAACAUGCACCCUCCUGCCCCCCCCAUGAGACUCACCUCAGCUGGAGGUCUGGGUCCUCCUCCUGUGGCAAAGCUGGAAGCUAUGAGCAUACAGUCCAAAUCAGGCCAGGCACCACUGGGGUCCAGAGCAGUGCCACCCAAAUCUCCUGCAGGUAAUGAUAAAAGCUUCAGCAGAGGGCCUCUAAAUCGAACACAAUCUAUCGAAAGACCAGCUAAGGAAGUGCCAGGAUGCCCCCAGAACUCCAUAGGUCAGUCUCUGCCUCCAGCUCCUAUGCCGAGGAAGGCCUAUCCAAAGCAGAGGCCGAAGCGAGUGAAAGCCAUCUACAACUGCGUAGCCGACAACCCAGACGAGCUGACCUUCUCUGAGGGCGAGGUGAUCGUGGUGGACGGAGAGGAGGACCAGGAGUGGUGGCUGGGCCACAUCGAAGGCGAUCCAAUCAGAAGAGGGGCCUUCCCGGUUACAUUUGUACACUUCAUCGCUGACUGAAAGGUCACUCUGGGUCUCAGGAAGUGUCCCGGGAUGCAUCUCCCACUCCUUCAAACGUCUGUGUCUGCCGGCCAGCAAAACACCCACCAUCAUCCCAGUGUUCGUUGUCGACAUCAUCAUCAUCUUCAUCUUCACUGGCAUCAUCGGCGUGCUCGUUGGAGGGCCGCUGCUGUAACAUCAGCAACUUUGUGCAGACUUGUGCCAGAAAGUCUGGGUGUCAUCGAGGACUCAUGGGAACUGCAUGUGAUUUUUAACGCUUGCUGUUUGUGACGCAGACUCUUAAGACUAAAAAAAACAAAACAAAACAAAAAAAAAAAACAAUGAUUGUAGUGAAUGACCUCUCGCAAUAAAUGCACUUUCCUUGUCUUUAUCCCUGUUACAACAUAAGAUGACAUGUGACGUAAUGAAGGUUGUAUGUACAGUAUUCAUUUCUCCCGUUUUCUGUUUAGCUGCAAUGCACAAACAGUCUGUAAAGUGAUAGUACUGAAAGACUACAACAAUGUAUUUUAACCUACUAACAACUGUAAAAGUCAACAUAGUCAACAUGCUUACAUUCCGCCUCUGUGCAUGAGCGAUUUUUAAAAGCCUACGUGCUUCUGGGUGCAACUUGUCAACUCCGUAGUAGCCCUCCUGCGUUUUCCUAAUGGUGCUAAGUUAACCCCAGAUUAUGCUAGAAGCUGCACCCAGGGGAGCGCGUCCCCGUUUCAAAGGCAGACUGGCAUUUAAAAAGGGGGAUGCUGCAUGUACGACAAAAAAACAAAAAACAAAAUAACAACUCAUCACACCUGGGAGAAGCCUCUUUCUCGUGUGUGUCGAGUAAUAGAGCUGCAAAUGAAUUCUAAGUCAUGCAUCUUCCACGAUUGCUUUUCCACACACACACACACUUGGAUAAUUUUCAACAGCAACACUCCAGUUCUUCCUCCCGUACUGUUUUAGGACAAAUGAUGACACUGACUGGAGCUGCAGCAGCCGGCAAUUAUCUUUAUGUCGAGUCUGACACCUCAGGCUGUCUUCACCUGUCAUCUGCCUUAUUAGAGGAAUAGGAGGCGUGUGUGCGUGUGUUUGUGUUCGUGUGUGCGCACGUCUCGUCUGCACAGAAUAAGCUGAAAAUGACAGAAUAUUGAAGUAAGAGGAAAUAAAGGAGAAAAAAAGCGCAGGAAUGUGAUGAAAAGCGGGAGUUAGCUGUGACUUUUGUCGCUUCCUCUUGCCUUUAGAGCCCUCACACUCUGACAGGCUGUUUUUUUUUUUUUUCAUCUUCACAUAUGAGCUAAAUUAAGUCUCUAUCUUUGACUGUCUCUAUACAACCAGACAUGGAGAGAAAAGAUUAUCCUUCCUACAGCUUAAACCUCUCAUAUUUGUACAUUUCUGAGGUUCCAUUAUGUAGAAAGAUGAGUUUAUCUAUAGUGUUAUGAAAUAAAUAUAAAACAUACAAUGUAAUUAACUUCCUUUUUGGUUGCAGAGCAACUUUCUCUCUGUUCAUAAUGUUGAUACUGAGGCAUUUAACCUGAAAUCAGAGCCUUCCAUGGAUUUGUGAAUGACAGGAAGAGAAGCAUGUGACUCGCAGCUGAUACACUCUCUUCAUAAUGUUUAAUAUUAACUCACUGGAAACAGGAAGAUUUAAUAAUCUAUUCAUGUAAAUAAAUUUUGUUUUGGUUUUGUUGAUAUUUAAAUGUAAGCCUGGGCAGUAAAUGUCUUUUAAUGCACUGUGGUGAUGAGCAGUUUCAGAUACGACCUCAGCUGGACCUGUGUGUGUGUGUGGAAACAAAUACACACACACACACACACAUUACCGGGAAAAUAAACUCAGUUCAUUCUCAUUAACUGUCUGUGGAUCACUGCAUCGACUCAACUCUGUUGUGCAAGAAAAUGGGAAAAUGAAACUGGAAUAAUAAAAUAUGA